Setaria italica (foxtail millet) is the source of this 950-nucleotide messenger RNA. RefSeq names its product protein EPIDERMAL PATTERNING FACTOR 2. Gene Ontology annotation, biological process: stomatal complex development; guard cell differentiation. Lineage: Eukaryota; Viridiplantae; Streptophyta; Magnoliopsida; Poales; Poaceae. Bases 109 to 489 code for a protein of 126 amino acids. The record is from RefSeq and is a predicted model, not a curated record. The transcript has 2 exons.
CAUCAGCCUUCUCGCGUAGCGACUGGCAUUCUGGCAACAAGUAGCACAAGCUAGCGCUUCGCUUAUCGGCCACACCGCGCCGAGCUCUUCUUCUGGUGUCUUGGGCUCAUGGAGAGGCACGCUGCUGCGGCUAGAGUUCACCGCGUCCUUCUCGCUCUGGCGGUGGUGUUCCUGCUCGCUGCCGUGAGCGAUGGCAUCAGACCAGCUCCUGCAGGUGAUACGAAACUGGAGCAUGGGGCGACGACGGCGGAGAUGACCAUACCUGCGAUGCAGGGCGGCGGCGGCGGGGACAGCAAGGACCUGCUGCUGCGGGAGGAGGUGCGCGCGACGGGGUCGAGCCUCCCGGACUGCUCGCACGCGUGCGGGGCGUGCUCGCCGUGCAGCCGCGUCAUGGUCAGCUUCAAGUGCUCCGUCGCUGAGCCGCUGCCCUGCCCCAUGGUCUACCGCUGCAUGUGCAGGGGCAAGUGCUACCCGGUGCCGUCCAGCUGAGAUGCUGACCGUGACCGAUAGAGAGAGCUCGCAGUGCACGCGUGUGGAUCGAGCACUGAAUUUGUAUGCCAAAGGGAUCGUCGGCGGAGCAGUUUGUGCGUUGCCGUCCGAGCAACGUCCGGGACGGUUUUGUAAAUGAUGAUGGCCGAUUAUGAGUCAUUAGAUAGCUAGCUAGUAGGAGUACGUGUAGUAGAGAGAUCUCCGAUCAGCCAGUAAUUUUUGGGAUGCCGGUGUGCCUCAGUGCAGUUGUUGUACCGUUGGGGUAGUAGGUUGGAGACACGCCAAGGAAUAUGUGCUCCCUUUAGUUGAUCUAUCUAUCAGGGUUUGUCGUGCUAAUUAUAUGCAAAUCUUGGAUUGGAUGACACAUCAGGGUGGAAAAGGAGGUAGUAGUGACUGAUGUUGCAGGAUUUCUUGGGUUACCCUAUUGUGUGGAUUAAGCAUGGCAGCUACUGUUUUUUAAA